Carica papaya (papaya) is the source of this 1414-nucleotide messenger RNA. RefSeq lists its product as uncharacterized. NCBI's taxonomy places the organism in Eukaryota, Viridiplantae, Streptophyta, Magnoliopsida, Brassicales, Caricaceae. The record is from RefSeq and is a predicted model, not a curated record.
UCUCGGAAAAUAAAUCCAAGCCCUCAUAAGCUUUAAAAGGGUCUUCUGAAUCCCUCCAGGACUGUAUGAUCUGACUUAUAACUUCCUUCCUGAUUUGUUUCUUGUGUUUUCUCUUUUUUGAUCAGCUGUUUAUUCUACCCGUAAAUUUUUUGUUGAUUAUAAUUUUCUUUUCUUCAGCUUAGUGCUUCCUUUGAGACUCUGAGAAAAUCGAUAAGGAUUUUCCGGGUGAUAAAUACACAAAUCUGAGGCUGUUGAUCGUAUUAUUUGAAGAUCACAGCUCCCUAUUCUUGUUUAAUUGCUUGUUUUCGAAGUGACAAGAUUUUCAUCCUCUUUUUUUCCCUGGGAUUUUUCUUGUUUGAAUCUGGUUCUAGUUUCCUCGUUAAUGGAGUCGAUUUCUGUGCAAUCUGGUUCUAGUUUCCUCGUUAUUUGAAGAUCACAGCUCCCUAUUCUUGUUUAAUUGCUUGUUUUCGAAGUGACAAGAUUUUCAUCCUCUUUUUUUCCCUGGGAUUUUUCUUGUUUGAAUCUGGUUCUAGUUUCCUCGUUAAUGGAGUCGAUUUCUGUGCAAUCUGGUUCUAGUUUCCUCGUUAUUUGAAGAUCACAGCUCCCUAUUCUUGUUUAAUUGCUUGUUUUCGAAGUGACAAGAUUUUCAUCCUCUUUUUUUCCCUGGGAUUUUUCUUGUUUGAAUCUGGUUCUAGUUUCCUCGUUAAUGGAGUCGAUUUCUGUGCAAUCUGGUGUAGCAGAACAAUCUAUGUCUCCUUACAAGCAGAUGAAAAACCCGAAGAGAAACGCUCGCGCUUUCACUGCAAAACCCAGUGAAAACUUGGCUCCGACAAACGUCAUCCAUGGAGGAUCAUCAGGAGGCGUCUUCUUUCCUCCUCCAUUUUCGCUCUCCUUUUCUUACCCUCCAUCACCUUUCAAACCCCUUUAUAAUCAAAUUCAACAACCGCCUCUUCUUCCUCUACCAGUCGUCCAUGGACACACUCAACAAUCUCCCAAAGAUCUAAGACGAGGCAUCUCUUGCCCUCCCACCAUCAGAAAAACCAGUACGCCCAAGAAAUCAAAAGAACCCAGCAAGAAAAUAAAAGAAACGUGGAAGCAAAAGGAGUCAACUGCAACCCACGCAGUACCGGAGUCGUUCCCAUUAGGACCCGACCCGAAUGAUCUUCCGAAACUCCUUACACCAUUAGCAGCAGCAGCAGCAGGAGGCAGUGAAAGGAAAGAGGUGGAUGAGUUUUCGGGUUCGUUAUUUACAGUGUCGCCACCACCCAGCAGCUUGCCGUUGCCACGAUUUUCCAUGAGAUCGAAGCUGAGUUGCAAUGCAGAAGCGGCAGGAAUCGACGCCGGGGCAACUGAUAAUCUGCGGCGACUGUUGCGUCUCAGAUGAGAGAGGAACGAUUUGAUGAAAAAUUCAUAU